AAACUCAUGAAGGCCCUCCCCGCCUCCCUCCUUGCACCCCCCAAAGAUACGCGAGUCCCCCCUGCGUCCCGAAUCCGUUUUCUCUGUGACGUCAUCAAUCACCUGACGCAAGUAAACAAAUCGCUGUCAAAGGUGUUGCAGAGGUGAGGGUGGCGACGGGAGGGACGGAAUCGCGUUGUGGACGUUUGUUUGGCGUCAGGACAACGUUUAAUACUCAAGUCUAGUAUUAGCCGAGGCCUCGAGUCUAGGGGGCUGAUACUCUAGGAGUGCCAAGAGGGAAGAGCACAAAAUGAGCAAUAACCACAGAAGACAAAACAGUCGUGGCCGGUCGACAGUCUUAAAGGUUGUGAUCCUAGGGGAUGGAGGUGUCGGGAAAUCCUGCCUCAUGAAUCGCUUCGUCACUGACCGAUUUGACGAGCACUCCUUCCAUACCAUUGGCGUGGAAUUUCUCAACAAGGAGAUUGAACUGUCGGGGGAAACCUACACACUGCAGAUUUGGGACACCGCAGGCCAGGAGAGAUUCAAGAGCCUGCGAACCCCAUUCUACCGUGGUUCGGACAUGUGCUUGCUCACAUUCGCAAUAGAUGACCAUUCAAGUUUUAAGAACCUUGAGACAUGGAGGAAGGAGUUUGUGUACUAUGCCGACGUGAAGGCAGAUUUUCCUUUUCUCGUGGUUGGGAACAAGGUGGAUCUUGAACGCAAGGUCACUACAGAAGAAGCAGAAGCCUGGUGUAAGGAAAAUGGAGAUCUUCCAUAUAUUGAAACUUCGGCAAAAGAUGCCACAAAUGUAGAAACGGCCUUUAUGAUGUGCUUAAGACGAUGGGCUAACAUAGAUGGCCGGCAGGAGAGAAUGCCAAUGCCAGACACAGUUCAGCUAGAUGGUGAUGGCACCCACCAUCGUCUCUGUGCAUGUUCGUCGUAAGUUAGAGGUUAAGAGUACAAGGUAUGAAAGCUUUGGAGGAUCAAGAGCGAAGUGUAACGUAAGAAGUGUAAUUUUCUUUUCCUCUUUUUUUUUUCUUUAAUAUUCCUCUCAUUAUUGUUGCAUCUGUCUGCGAAAUUGUAAUCUAAGUCAUAAAGUCUGGAUAAAUGUUUGUGAUAUUUCUAUUCAUUAACAGUUGAUUGCCAAAGUUGUUCUUUGAAUUGUUUGAUUGUUCGAGUAUAAGAUGACAGGGUCAUUAAUGAAUAAGGAUUUUUUAAAUAAGGUACCAUAUGGAUGUGUCACUCAAAUUAUUGUGUAUCAGAACUUGAUAUUUUUAUAUUUUGAUGCAUUCUUUGUGACUAAUUUUUUGUAGAUUGUGAAUGAAAUUGUGUGGUCGGUGAGUUAAAUUCCCAUUGUAUGCUUAUUGUCUAAUGCAUUAUUACUUAUAGAAAAUGGCUUCACACUUUAUCUGGCAUCAGUAUCUUACUUGAAACUGUAUCGUUGGUAGAAUCUUUGCAGGUCUGUUUUGAUGCUAAAGGCCAUACAUUGUAUUCAUGAAACCUGAAUAACUUAUCUCCUUUAAAUUUAACUUUUAUUGAUAGUAAUUUAAUCAUUAUGUGCAUUUGUAUGCUAAUGGUUUAUCACAGCAUACUUAGAAAGCAUAGAGACUUAUACCUUUUAUCAGAAUUUGCAAAUUAAUUAUUUUUAAGGCCCU
Messenger RNA from Penaeus monodon (black tiger shrimp), 1634 nucleotides. RefSeq names its product ras-related protein Rab-9A-like. The transcript has 7 exons. The record is from RefSeq and is a predicted model, not a curated record. Lineage: Eukaryota; Metazoa; Arthropoda; Malacostraca; Decapoda; Penaeidae. Gene Ontology annotation, cellular component: phagocytic vesicle; late endosome; lysosome. Gene Ontology annotation, biological process: retrograde transport, endosome to Golgi. Gene Ontology annotation, molecular function: GTPase activity; GTP binding. The coding region runs from base 290 to 922 and encodes 210 amino acids.